Molecule: messenger RNA, 5529 nt
Organism: Styela clava
Lineage: Eukaryota; Metazoa; Chordata; Ascidiacea; Stolidobranchia; Styelidae
Product: tudor domain-containing protein 1-like
Molecular function (GO): RNA binding
Source: RefSeq, a predicted model, not a curated record
AUAAAUUGACUGUUUACUGUGCACUGCUAUUGUAGCGGUAUUCAAAUUGUUUUUUCAUUGAUCACCCUGAAUCUUUGGAAUAUGGAAGACUUUCAGUCGGAAACAUUCAAUUCAUUCAAUCGAGGAAUUGGAAAAGAUAUCAAAGAUUCUACCAAUUGUACAAAUGGGAAAAAUUUUAGCUUGUAUGUGGUUGGCGUCCCUCCUGAUUUCACCCAGAAAGGAUUGCAUAAUCUUUUUGGUCAGUGUGGUGAAAUAUUGAAAUUGAAUAUUCUGCCCCCAAAGCAGAUUGGUUGGCCAAAAGUUAGUUUUGUUGAGUUUGGUAAAAUGACUGAAGUACUGAAAGCUUUGGAAAUGUACAAAGAAUUCCCUAUUGGUAAUUAUACUAUAAAAACAAGCAUUGCCAAAAAAAAAGACGAAAGACCAGCCAAGUUAACAAAUGAUUCACUGAAAGAUGUUGAUCUAGGAGAAUGUGUGGAGAAGAGUAUUCAGCUGAGCCGCGAUCGGGCAGAAAAACGUUUUGAAAAAAUGAGAGAACAAAAAAAGCAACAACGAAAAGAGGAAGAAAAAUCAAAGCAACCAUGCGCCGUCUGUUCAAAAUUAUGUCUUUCAACCUGUGGACAAUGCAAAACUGUGUUUUACUGUGGAUCAACUUGCCAAAGAGAUGAUUGGAUUGGACACAAAAAGGUUUGUAAGCUGGCUGAUCAUCAGCAGCACAUGAAAGAUAUCAGUGGCAAUGAAAUGAGCGAUUCUAGUGAUAAUUUAAUGGUUGAAGUAGAUAAUGUAUUUGUUGAUUCUGUCAAAUCACAUGUACAGUCGAUUGCAAAACCAAUCAAGCCCGAUGUGAAUAAAACAGAUGAUCAAUUUUCUCAAAAAAGUCCAACACCAGCUGUCAAUGCAGUGCUACCUGACAGCGUAUCAGUUGGAAAGAUGGUUAAAGCUUUUAUGGUUGAUUUACAAGUGGAGACAAGAAUUUUAUAUUUCCAGCUCGCUCCAAAUGCUGAAUCUGUGCUUGCGACAUUAGAUCAUGCAAUAAAUGAUUAUUAUGGACAAGGAAAGGGUGUUGAGUCUACCUCUGUACAAAUUGGUGGAAUGUAUGCUUGUAAGUUCUCAAUCGAUCAACGUUGGUAUCGAGUGUAUGUGCAAGAUAUGAAUGAAGAAAAAGGAACGUGCAAUGUUUGGUACAUUGACUUUGCUAAUUGUGAAAAUGUUCAAAUAUCAAACUUGAUGAUACUUCAAAAUGAAUUUUUAGAUGCUCCUCCUUUUUCUUUGAGGUGCAAGUUGUAUGGCUGUGAUAGAAUUAAAGUUGAUGACAUAGUCCAAACUAUGGGCGAAUACUUGAAUCAAUUGCCAAUUGAAUUGGAAAUCAAGAGUAUUGUCAAUUCGAUAGCAUUUGUUGCACUAUUUUUUGAUGUAGAAGGUACUAAAACAUCUUUAAACAAAACUUUGAUCGAAAAGUUUUUGCCAAAUAUUAAGCAAAACACUUGUCCGAAAAAGGACAAUGUUGUUAAAAUAUCUACACCUGCAGAAAAUGUUUGUAGUCCCAAACCCACUCAGUUGAACACAGGAUUGCGUGUUGUUCGUAAAAUUCCCGUGAAAUCGGACCUUAGUUCCAUAUUUCAAAAGAUAAAAUUCAAACAACCCAAAUCUGAAGAAAUUUUUGAGGCGGUGAUUCUGGAUCCAAUCAUUCCGAUUGGCAAAUUUGAUGCUGUGAUAAGUAAUGUUAAUGGCGUUCAUGACAUUUCUUGCUGUGUUAUUGGACCUCAACAAGAAGCUUUUAUUAAAUUGCAAAAGGAUUUAUCAGAAUAUUGUGAAGAACAUUUUUUGCCAGAAAGUUUUACAGAAGGAACCAUCUGUGCUGCCAAAUGCUCAGGAAAACCUGGAUGGUAUAGAGCUGAAAUGCUAUCUAAGGUCAGCGAAACUGCCAUUUCAUUAUUGUUUUUCGAUUUUGGCAACAAAGAAAAUGUAAAUGUUGAGAGAAUAUCUAAAUUUCCAAAAGAAAAGAAGUUUUGGGAUCUUGAAAAACAAGCAAUAUUCUGUAAAUUGAAGGAUUGCUCAUCUGGAAGUGAUGAUUUUAAUACUGAAUGCUUUGGUUUGUUAAAAAUAUGUGAGAAUCAGAUUGUGACUAUCGAAGUUGAUGGAGAUGACAAAAAAUUUCCUUUGCCCGUUACUAUUUAUAUCAACGAUGACUCAACCGUGAAUGAGUAUAUUACACAGCUCAAAAUUCAAUUUGAGUCCUCUCAGACAACUCAUGAGGAGAAUUUGACUGAAAUUGAAAUUGCACAUAAAGAGGAUUUGAAAAAGUACGAAACUAUACAGGUAUUGGAGAACGUGCUUGAUGAUAUAAAUGAAGGCUCACAUCACGAGAUUGCACUGACACAUGCUGAAAGUCCAGAGCAUUUGGUUUGUCAAUUUUUUGGUGAAAAUCAAAUUAAAAUACAGGAAUUUACUACAAAAAUGGCAGAAUUUUAUGAUAGUUCCAAUUUCGGAGAUUUUGAAUUAGUCCCCAACGAAAUUUAUGCUGUUAGAUAUAACAUUGAUUCAAUGUGGUAUAGAGCAAAAAUUUUGGAAAUGGCAGCUGAAACCGCUUCUAAUCAGGAUUUUUUAGUAUUCUUUGUGGAUUAUGGAAACAAGGAAAAGGUGAAGAGAGAGGAUAUCAGAACUCUUUCACCUGAGUUUAAAAUCUUACCUAUUCAAGGCAUCAAGUUCAAACUUCUUGGCGUUUCUAGUGGAGACAGAUCAUGGUCUGAUGAGUGUAUAUCGAUUUUACAAAGCCUUUGUAAUCAGAAGUUUGAUGCUGUGUUCCACAAAAUUGCAAAAGACGGUGAAGUAAUAGUGGAGAUUUUAGUUGAUGGCGAUUCCCUUUUUGAGCAACUUGUUUCAGCAGGUUUAAUUUUCUCAGAGAAACCACAACUCACAGAAUUGCCCGUACAAGAGAAAAUGGAAGAAACUUCAAUAGCUUUGUCACUUGAGAAAAAUACCAAUGUUACAGAGGAAAAUACCAAUUCAUUAGCAACAUUACCCACGGACGAUUGUAAUAUCGUUACCAGUCCAGAACCAGCACGAAAAGAACUAGAUAAUGGUCCUCCUGCAUUGGAUAAUCCAAUCAUCACAAAAGAAAACAAAGUUGAAGGUAAAAAUACAUCACAAAUAAUUGAUCAAGCAAAUAUACCAUCUGAUCUGAAAAAAGUAAAAAUGCCUGAAUUUAGUGAAACAUCAGACAAAAGCCACUCGCCUGAUGAAGCACAGGAAACUAUGAUCAAAUUUAAAAUUCCAUGUGUUAUACCACCUUCUGACAAGGUUUCACCUAUUGGCGUUGUAUAUGCUAAUGAUCCACACAGCUUUUUCUGUCAACUUUUGGGUGAUGAAUCUGCAGAAAUUGCAAAAUCCCUCACAGAAAUCAAUUUGAUUUGUGCAGAGAAUCUUCAUCCGAAAGCAUCGUUUUAUGUGGGAGAAUUUUGCGUCGCAUGUGCAUCUGAUAAAGUGUGGUAUCGUUCAAAAAUUCUGCAAUUGAGUGAAGCCACUGAAGAAUGUUUAGUACAGUAUAUUGAUUAUGGCAAUGAAGAGCUUGUUAAUUUCAAGAAAAUUCAGGAAAUGCCAUCAGAAGUCGCUGAAAUUGAGUCUCAAGCAAUACAUUGUAAGCUGUAUGACUGUAUACCAAUGGAAGGUUUGCAAUGGUCGACUGAUAGCAUUGACACUAUCAAGACUCUAAUUAACCAAAUGUGCCAAGCAAGAUUUAUUCAACAGGAAGGAGACAAGUUUGCAGUUGAACUACUACUUGGUGAAAAUCUUGCUCUGAAUGAUUUCCUGGUACAACAAGGUAUGGCUAAACAUGAGCAAAAAGAUGAUAUAAAGCAAGAGGAAAAGGAAUGUGUUGUCAGUGAAACAAAAGCUGAAUCACCGAAGCCUCCAUUGCUUGUAAAUGAAAGCAUUUCGCAAGAUAUAAGCGAUGGUGUGGAGUGCACUUUGGAAGAGGGAGAUAUGGUUUCAAUCCAAAUUUACAAAGCAACAUCACCUGAUGAACUUUAUGUCAAAGUAAAAUCAGACAUGGAUAAAGUGUUUUCUGUCAAAUGUAAACUUGCUGAUAUCAAACCUGUUGGUGAAUCAUGGUCGAAUGAAUCUUCAGAUAUUCUCACCAUGUUUCCAUCUCACUUUAUUGAUGGAAAAAUCUUUAAGAUUGAAGAUAAAAACGAAAAAGGCAAAAUAUAUAUUGCAAAAAUACCAGAUGCUGUGAAUGCUCUGAUUUUGGCUGGCCUGGCUGUGUAUUGCAUGUAAUGACAGAACAAAUGUGUGCUGAUCUAUUCCAGUGAGUAAUGAAACUUUUGCAGAAUAUGAAAAAAUAAAUUAGGGCAUGCCAUUAUAAUUUGCUACUUCAGACAUUUACACCACUUGUAUUACUUCAGUUCAUACUAAAUUACUGACAUCAUACUCAAAUUACAGCAUGCCAUUGAAAAUGGUCAAUGACAUGACUAAAAAAUUAUAAUUUAAUUAGUUCGAAGCAUCAGAUAGAUAUUUGUUUAUUUGUAUUGUUAAGCAAAUUCCUCUUGCUCUCUUAUGCCUUCCGCAUUCCAGUAAGUCCAGUUUUUAGUGAGAUUCAUUCCAGUUUAACUGUAUAUUAUGUAAGUUUUAUGUUCAAGCUAGAUAGUCUUUUGAUGCCUAGCUGGAAGUGUGUAAAAUUCACCGGGUGGUCAUUCUGUUUGCUGCGUGUUCUGUCUAUAUCAUUGUAUGUACAUUUCUUUCAUGGUUGUUUACUUUAUUGUGUGAUUUUAAUCAUGUUCUGAAACCGUUUGCAUAUUUCGGAGGUUCAUCAAAAUGCAUCUCAUUUAAUGAUAUUCUAGUCUUCCACACGGAAAUAAUACCAUAAACAUACUUUUAUUUGGUACCGGUAAUUGUCAAGACGAAAGACGAUAUAUCCCUGUCUUGAUCUGACAUGGGCAAACUACGGCCCACGGGCCAAACAAAUCCGGCCCGUUUGGUACAUUUGGUACAAAUUUUGUUUUGCGCAGGAGGCUUAUUGUUUUCCACUUUUGGAACACUGCAAAAACUUUGUUCAUAAAAUGUAACUUUUUACUUCACACUUGUAUGCCCGCCAGUCUAGAUAUGCAAAAUUUUUGGCCCUGGUCUGAAAAUCUUACCCACCCCUGGACUCUUGAUAGUUCAUUUAUGAAGAAUAUCAGCCCAUCUACAAGGAGGACGCAUAUAUCCUGGCUGAUAGUCAUAUUUAAGUGUGAUUUGUGAGACUAUACCUAAGCUGUAAAUGAGUUUUAUAUCAAUACAAACAAAAAAUUACAGCUCAUUGAAAUAUUGACUGACAAGCGUUGUCAAUCAUUGUGUUUCUGGUGAUAUUGUUUCAACCAUGUUUGACUUUUGGUAUUUCAUUCAAUAGCAUGAAUAAUUAUGUUUUUAUUUAAUUUUUCCAAUUUCUUUUACCAGUUUCACUCACUAUAUCUUUAUAAGUAAUUUCGUUGAUCUGGUCAGAUCGAUUUCGUUACACAAGUUUUUUCUGUUCAAUAAAAUGUGCACGAAUGGUAA